Messenger RNA from Cavia porcellus (domestic guinea pig), 5465 nucleotides. RefSeq names its product paired box 7 (gene Pax7). NCBI's taxonomy places the organism in Eukaryota, Metazoa, Chordata, Mammalia, Rodentia, Caviidae. Gene Ontology annotation, biological process: regulation of transcription by RNA polymerase II; anatomical structure development. The record is from RefSeq and is a predicted model, not a curated record. Gene Ontology annotation, molecular function: DNA-binding transcription factor activity, RNA polymerase II-specific; RNA polymerase II cis-regulatory region sequence-specific DNA binding. The transcript is spliced from 9 exons. Bases 449 to 1963 code for a protein of 504 amino acids.
GCUCGGGCUCGGGCACUUCGGGCUGGAGCUGCAGAGCCUGUCGCCGGCCAGCAGGGCGAGGCCGGCCCCGAUCCCGCCGCGACCCCCGCCCCCCGCGCCUGCGCCCCCGGCCGGUCUCCGGCUGCGCCCGGACGCCUCGGCGCGCCCAGCACGGCUCGCAGCCCCGGCCCGCGGCGUGCGUGUGUUUGAACUUCCUCGUCGCCACCGUCCCUGCCCCCCACCUCCGCCCCCGCCGCGCCCCCCUCCCCAGCUUCUGGACGCGCAGGACCGCAGCCGGGGUGGGGGGUGGGGAAGGAGCGUGCGUGGAGGGGAGGGGGGAGCGGUUAGAAAAAGAAAGAAGGGAAGAAAAAAAGAAGACGAAGAAGGAAAGAAAGAUCGCGCGCAGCAGGAGCAGAGGGAGCCACGGGAAGCCAGCCGCCGCCUGGGCACCCGCGGCCGGCGCGCAGCCAUGGCGGGCCUCCCCGGCGCGGUCCCCAGGAUGAUGCGGCCGGCUCCGGGGCAGAACUACCCGCGCACCGGCUUCCCGCUGGAAGUGUCCACCCCACUGGGCCAAGGCCGGGUCAAUCAGCUUGGCGGGGUCUUCAUCAAUGGGCGACCCCUGCCUAACCACAUCCGCCAUAAGAUAGUGGAGAUGGCCCACCAUGGCAUCCGGCCCUGCGUCAUCUCCCGCCAGCUGCGUGUCUCCCACGGCUGCGUCUCCAAGAUUCUCUGCCGCUACCAGGAGACCGGCUCCAUCAGGCCUGGAGCCAUCGGAGGCAGCAAGCCCAGACAGGUGGCCACUCCGGAUGUGGAGAAAAAGAUUGAGGAAUACAAAAGGGAGAACCCGGGCAUGUUCAGCUGGGAGAUCCGGGACCGGCUGCUGAAGGACGGCCACUGCGACCGCAGCACGGUGCCCUCAGGUUUAGUGAGUUCGAUUAGCCGAGUGCUCAGAAUCAAGUUCGGGAAAAAGGAGGAGGACGACGAAGUGGACAAGAAGGAGGAGGAUGGAGAGAAGAAGGCCAAACACAGCAUCGACGGCAUCCUGGGCGACAAAGGGAACCGACUGGACGAGGGCUCAGAUGUGGAGUCGGAACCCGACCUCCCGCUGAAGCGAAAGCAGCGCCGCAGCCGGACCACGUUCACAGCCGAGCAGCUGGAGGAGCUGGAGAAGGCCUUUGAGAGGACCCAUUACCCGGACAUCUACACCCGCGAGGAGCUGGCGCAGAGGACCAAGCUGACCGAGGCGCGCGUCCAGGUCUGGUUCAGUAACCGCCGCGCCCGUUGGCGCAAGCAGGCAGGAGCCAACCAACUGGCAGCAUUCAACCACCUUCUGCCAGGAGGCUUCCCGCCCACUGGCAUGCCCACGCUGCCCCCCUACCAGCUGCCGGACUCCACCUACCCCACCACCACCAUCUCCCAAGAUGGAGGCAGCACUGUGCACCGGCCCCAGCCCCUCCCGCCGUCCACCAUGCAUCAGGGUGGGUUGGCUGCGGCCGCCGCGGCUGCGGACACCAGCUCUGCCUAUGGCGCCCGGCACAGCUUCUCCAGCUACUCUGACAGCUUCAUGAAUCCGGGGGCCCCCUCCAACCACAUGAACCCCGUCAGCAAUGGCCUGUCUCCUCAGGUUAUGAGCAUCCUGAGCAACCCCAGCGCGGUGCCGCCCCAGCCACAGGCCGACUUCUCCAUCUCCCCCCUGCACGGUGGCUUGGAUUCGGCCUCCUCUAUCUCGGCCAGCUGCCAGCGGGCCGACUCCAUCAAAUCAGGAGACAGUCUGCCCACGUCCCAGUCCUACUGUCCACCCACCUACAGCACCACCGGCUACAGCGUGGACCCCGUGGCUGGCUACCAGUACGGCCAGUACGGCCAAACUGCUGUUGAUUACUUGGCCAAAAACGUGAGCCUCUCCACACAGCGUCGCAUGAAGCUCGGGGAGCACUCCACCGUGCUGGGCCUCCUGCCUGUGGAAACUGGCCAGGCCUACUAGGGUGCCUGGGGCGACUUGCCCCAGCCCAAGCCCCAGCCCAACCUUUCCUGACCCUGAGCCUCCCCACCUCAGUCCCCUAAUCCCCCUGGGGUCACAGGAGGCCAGGGAAGGAGCCCAUCGCUUCCCAGUGGCAGCCCUCUGGAGAAGUACAGCCAGUCUGUCACCCACCUGUGAUUAGGGACCCUGCGUGGCCCCCUCAGAGUCUGCCCCCCUCUUCCCCUGGUGGUUCUCAGCCAGCCCGCAGUGCUCCCCACUUACACCUGCCGAAGGCCCAGGGUCGUCUCAGGAGACAGAGGCUCCCCCUGAGCGGAGCACCUCAGUGCCAGAGAACAGGGCUGAGAGGAGCCCCAGGUCCUGGGUGGGUGCUGGCUAGGAGCGUAGGUGAAACUCGGGGCUGCUCUCAGCAAUAGAUGCUGAGAGCCGCCUGCAAGGUGAGCCCCUGGCUGAGCCCUAGAACCCAGCCCUUUGCUCUGCUGGACUCUGGGACUCCAGCAGAGAGGAGACCCUAAGGUCUUCCCAGGGGUGACAGUCACAGCUCCACCCAGGAAUUUGCCAGGCAUGUGGGGGUGGGCUUGUGAGCAGGGUGCUGGCCCAGGGUUCCAGGACUCAGCUCUGGCCUCUCAGAGGGAAGCCCAGCCUUGCCCACCACAUGCAGAGACUGGGGCACCCAGAGACCCUCGUGUCUCCCUCUUAGCUUGGUCAGAUGGGAUGGGAAGGGGCAGUCUUGAGGCUUCAGGAGGAAGAGGCACAAGAUGGGCUCAGAGGGGCCAUUGUGUGCUUGUGGGCGGCCAGCCCGUGAGGCCAGAAGAUCAGCUCUCACUCCUCCAGUCCUCAGCCCUGGGAUUUAGAUUCUGCACAAAGCCUCCAACAGACACCAAGCACCAUGCCCUGGGAAGGGACCGCCGUGUCCCCUCAAGUCCCUUGAUGCUGCUGAUGUGCAGAGAGCUUCCUCCAGAGCUCUGGAGGGGGUUUCUUGGACCCACAGAUAAGACUACUGAGUCCCCUUGGCAUUUCGGUGGGAGCGUGUCCCUGUCCCACCCAGAGUGACAUCUUUGAGUGUCAACUCACUUAGCCGAGAGGCCUCCGUCUCCUGCAUGGGCAUGGCUGAGCUGGGGUACACAUGGCCAGUGUUCAAGCCACCAUCCCUGGACAGAGGAAGAUGUCAAAGAUUCUAGAGAAGACUGGAAAGGCCAUCCAGGAGGUCGAAUUCCCUACCCAGCCACUGGCUUCCUCAAGCGCCACUCUCUUGAGAGCUGGGACUGUUGGGGGACAGUUCGAGCCCCUUAUCCUCCUCCCAUGGAAUGCUUCACCCCCUUCACCUGUUUCUCAUGAUUGUAUUCAUCCCACCAUCACCGUCCCAUCAUCGAUGCUCGGAUCACCUUUACAGGCGCUGCUGGCCACAGGAACUUGUAAGGUCCACAAACAUUGGACCCAGUUGCUUGUCUCCUGCUGAGCUCAGGAGGCCUCCUCUUUGCCUGGUCCCUGCCCCUGGCCCUCAGCCAGCAAGACAUUCCUAGAGGGAAGGGCUCUGCCUUGGGAGCCACUCUAGGUCCUUCCUCUUGGCAAGAUACUCAGAACAUCUCCAAGGAUGUCACCCAUGUGACACAUGCUCAUCUGUUUCCAAUCACAUCAAGCCAAUCUCAGGCCAUGGACAGGCCGGCUUGUGUCCAUCAUUAAGGGAAACCUGUUAAUAACUGGGGACAAAUGCAGACACGGCCCAUCAAGGGCAUCCAAGUGCAAGAGACUGUGGUUUCUUCAGGCUCUGGACAGAAGGCAAGAUCUUGCUCCUUGGAAACUUAGUCCACGCUUUUGUAGCUGUUGCAGCCAAAAGGCAACUCUUCCAGAAAACCAACCACAUCUCCAUCACAUUCCUUGAAGAGUCACUCUUUCCCCUGGAGGCCUGGCUCGGGAUAGCCUGGGAGUCUUUCUUCCCUACGUGAGGGUUAGGAGCAGGGAUCUCAGGCAGGCCAUCCAGGAGGUCGCAUUCCAAAGCCAGGACCAAUCUCAGUGACCUGCCCCACCCCUACUGAUGAAGUGGAGCUAAGAUCUGCUUGGGAACAAAGUAAAUGAUUUCUCACUACAUCUGCCAUCUCAGAAGCUGUUCCAAACCAUCAUCUUGAUACGAAAUGGGAUUAUUUUCUCCGGGGUCCUCAACCUCCAGACUUUUCCCUUAAAAGCUCUUGUAUUCAUGUGUCUGUCCAAACUCAGUCUGUAAAACUCAGCCUUGUGUUAGAAGCUCACAACCUUCCCAGAGAGAUGAUGUUAGCUAACCAGAGGCACAGGCCUCGGUCUCUUUGGGGUUUGUCGGCAGCCUUCCCCAAGCCCUGUAAAUAGAGUUCAUAGCAUCAUAAGAGAUUUCUUCAACUUACCCUAAGUAGCUACUGGUCCUUCCAGCGGGGGCCCCCUCUUUUGAGCUCAUUGUAUAUUAGUUGGAGAUGUGGUGAUGUGCUUUUUGUUUAUAGGAAGUUGACUUUUUAUAUAUAAAUAUAUAUACUAAAAAAGGAAAGAACCCCACAGUGUGUGUCGUGAAAGUGCCAGGGACCAUCUGUAGGGACAUAUCUGCAUAUUGUGUGUUUCAGAUUAUACAUUCCAAGCCCUACUGGAGUCUUUCGAUUUCUGUUGCUUUGUUCUUUCGUUUGGUGUCCCUCUUGCCAUGAAGCAGAAACAGUGCUGUGUAACAACCGAGCUGUGCUCUCCUCCUUUCCUUUUGUACUUGAUUUUGUACUCGCUGUUCGUUUGCCAGAGGAACGUCAAAGAGUAGAGGAAACCAAGGAGAGAAAAGUGAAGGAGGCUUUUCCAGAAGACUUUAAAGAUAAAAGGGUCUGAGUGCCGCCCUGACUGUGGCCGGAGAACAGGACAGACCCUGACCUUGAGGCCUCCGCCAGCGCCCAGUGUUGGCCUGGAUGGAGCUGGUGAGAUGUGGACCCAGGACCUUAGGGAGAAACUCCAUGAUCGCCACCAAAAAAACCUGCUCUGGAUCCUCUCUCAAGCCUGAUGUUCUCACCCAGCUCCUGAAUGUGCGUGUCUCCUUAUUGGAUGUUUUUGGGGUCCACAGGUCUUCUUACCUCCCCUCCUGCAGAAGAACCAAACCAAGACCAAAUGGGCAUAUUCCAGCCACCAUCUUGAAAUGCUUCAAGAUAUCUGUGUGUUGAAUGCUUCUUCUGUCCACUCGGACGUGGCCAAUCCAUCCCCACCCUGCCCCGACCUGGAAAUAUAUUCACAUAGUGUUCUAGAUCAUUCCUUCUUCCGGGUUUGACUCAACAGCCAUCUUCCUGCACCGGAAGUGAGUGUGUGUGUGUGUGUGUGUGUGUGUGUGUGAGGGUGUGAGUGGGGUGUGCACGUGUGGGUGUGUGUUUAAGUAUAAUCAUGCCAUAAUUUAUUCAGCUAUAUGGAGUAGUAGACUAGAAAGAGAAACUGGUAUUUGCUUUAACUACCUGCUGCUUGUAAGCACUGCCUCUGUAACUCAGGCAUAACUGUUACACAUUAAAAGAAAUUAAAAGCA